CGGGCGGCGGCGAGGGGGGCGGGGACCCGCCGCGAGUGGCCGCGAGCAGGAAGUGAGCUGGGGCCGCCCGGGGAAACACACUGGGCCAGUUCUGCGGCUGACAUGUCCGGGACGCUUGGAGACAUGGAGGAGGCCGGAGGGGGCGGAGGAAAUGACCGUGUGCGGAACCUGCAGAGUGAGGUGGAGGGAGUCAAGAACAUCAUGGCCCAGAAUGUGGAGCGGAUCCUGGCCCGAGGAGAGAACCUGGACCAUCUCCGCAACAAGACAGAGGACCUGGAAGCCACAUCCGAGCACUUCAAGACCACAUCACAGAAGGUGGCUCGGAAGUUCUGGUGGAAGAACGUGAAGAUGAUCGUCCUUAUCUGCGUGAUUGUGUUUAUCAUCGUCCUAUUCAUUGUGCUCUUUGCCACUGGUGCCAUCCCGACAUAGAGCGCCCCUCUCGCCUCACUGGGGUGGCCAAGAGGGACCCUCUCUCCUGUCCUUCUCCACAGGGAAUGCUGCUCAGUCCUCCUACCCCUCACUCUGUGGCUCCUCUGUCCCCGAGGGCACUCUGCUCCCCCAGAAGGAGAGAGCUGGACUGUGGCUGUUUCAUGGGUCCUCAGAGUUGGUUGGAGAGACCAAGAGGGUCUGGCAUGGGGCUGGUAAACUGUUAGUGGCUGAUGGGCAAUAAAGACCUUUCAUUGUC
This is a messenger RNA of Sorex araneus (European shrew), 685 nucleotides long. RefSeq names its product vesicle associated membrane protein 8 (gene VAMP8). Gene Ontology annotation, biological process: vesicle fusion; vesicle-mediated transport; SNARE complex assembly. The transcript has 3 exons. Lineage: Eukaryota; Metazoa; Chordata; Mammalia; Eulipotyphla; Soricidae. The coding region runs from base 103 to 429 and encodes 108 amino acids. Gene Ontology annotation, molecular function: syntaxin binding; SNAP receptor activity. Gene Ontology annotation, cellular component: SNARE complex; plasma membrane. The record is from RefSeq and is a predicted model, not a curated record.